This is a messenger RNA of Neogale vison (American mink), 1799 nucleotides long. RefSeq names its product forkhead box S1 (gene FOXS1). Lineage: Eukaryota; Metazoa; Chordata; Mammalia; Carnivora; Mustelidae. The record is from RefSeq and is a predicted model, not a curated record. Gene Ontology annotation, biological process: regulation of transcription by RNA polymerase II; cell differentiation; anatomical structure morphogenesis. Gene Ontology annotation, molecular function: RNA polymerase II cis-regulatory region sequence-specific DNA binding; DNA-binding transcription factor activity, RNA polymerase II-specific. The coding region runs from base 542 to 1537 and encodes 331 amino acids. The transcript has a single exon.
UUCUCUCUGUGAUUCUUUCUCUGUGCUGUGUGUGCAUGUCUGGCUCGGUAUGUCUCUGUUCUUUCUGCCUCGGCUUCGUCUCUCUGAGUAUGUCUCUGCCUUCACAGUUCCUCUUGUUAGGUCUCUCCCUCUCUGUGUCUUUCUCUCUGGUUUUCACGGCCACUGUCUCUUUUUGUUUCUCUGUCUCUGUCUCGCUCAGUUGCCUGUCCUGUCCCUCGUAGCCGCCACCGCCCAGCACAUGGAGGCUCUGGAUCUCGGUCCCUUCCCUCCUAUCUCCUCUCCCCAGACAGCAGGCUCACAAGCUUCCCAGUUCUGGCCUCCCUGCCCGCCCCUCUCAGGCCUGAGGGGAGGGGGGACGAGGGAGGAAGGGAGGGCAGCCUGGUGGGCCCACCCCUUUUUGCCUUUCCAGGCUGGGAGGCUGGGCCAGUGGGCCUUUUAACAGGCCCCGGGGAGGCUGUGCCGGGCAGACACCAGCUCCAGACGUCGAUGCCUGGCCCCUCCGUGGUCUCAGCAGCCACCAGCCCAGCCAGCCCAGCCCAGCAUGCAGCAGCAACAGCCCCUACCCGGGCCCUUGGCCCCUGCGGCCGAGCCGACCAAGCCCCCCUACAGCUACAUAGCUCUGAUCGCCAUGGCCAUCCAGAGCUCCCCGGGUCAGAGGGCCACACUCAGUGGCAUUUACCGCUACAUCAUGGGCCGCUUCGCCUUCUACCGCCACAACCGACCCGGCUGGCAGAAUAGCAUCCGCCACAACCUCUCGCUCAAUGAGUGCUUCGUCAAGGUGCCCCGCGAUGACCGCAAGCCGGGCAAGGGCAGCUACUGGACGCUGGACCCCGACUGCCACGACAUGUUUGAGCACGGCAGUUUCCUGCGCCGACGCCGACGCUUCACCCGGCGAGCAGGUGCCGAGGGAACCAAGGGCCCUGCCAAAGCACGCCGCGGACCCCACCGAGUGGGCAGCCAGGAUCCAGGAGCCCCCGAUGCCUUGACUGGCAGGCAGUGCCCAUUCCCACCAGAGCUGCCAGAGCCCAAGGGCCUAAGCUUUGGGGGUCUGUUAGGGGCCUUGCCAGCUAGCAUGUGCUCUACAACCCCUGAUGCCGGGCCCCGGCCGCCCACGGAGCUCAAAGAGAUGCCCACACCUAAGCCUACAGGCCUGGGGGAGCUCCCUGUGGCCCCCUCGUCUUCCCCCUGCCCAGCAUUUGGCUUUUCUGUGGGCUUCUCUGAGGCCGAGGGUUUUAGCAAGGCCCCCACGCCCAUCUUGACCCCAGAGGCGGGCAUUGGGGGCAGCUACCAGUGCCGGCUGCAGGCACUGAAUUUCUGCAUGGGGACCGAUCCAGGCCUUGAGCACCUCUUGGCCUCAGCAGCCCCCUCUCCGGCACCACCCACCCCUUCAGCCUCACUGCGGGCCCCACUGCCCCUGCCAGCUGACCCCAAGGAACCUUGGGUUGCAGGCAGUUUCCCUGUCCAGGGAGGCUCCAGCUACCCACUGGGGCUGACCCCCUGCCUAUACCGGACACCAGGAAUGUUCUUCUUUGAGUGAAGCCAACCUGGCCUCGGGCAGUCCCUGCGGGGGGCCCCCCGCCAACUACACCCUCCAGGCUGAGCCUGACUCAAGGAUCUGGGGAGCUUUCAAGGGACCCAGGCCUGGCAAGCCAACGAGCGGGACAGGAAGCCAAGAUUGGAGUAGUGAACACUCAGCCAGCCCCCGGGGCCUCCGGACAGACUUGAGGGAGAGGGGAGGCAGGGCCUUCUUGGGAUUUACUCUGUGGCUCUCAGGGCCAAUAAAACCCGUGUGACGGUGA